GGGAGUUCUCGACGUGAUCGGCUAAACGAAAGAGAUAACAGACGUCCUUUGGCUUUAUCUUCGACAUUCACUUACCAGUUGAGCGAUUUGAAGUGAUACGGACACCUGCAACUCCAAUAUCGCUGUUCAUCACCCACAAAUGUCAAGCGGAGGACACACCAACGCAGCGGGACCGUCUCGACAACAUUCACUCACCGCCGAGUCCCGCUCGCUCACCACAGCACGUCAAAAGGAGAAGGCUCCUCAGCUGGAGGACGUAGUCUUGGAGGAAGGGCUUUUUGAACAGGAGAUUGACCUUCUUAUUGGCCAAUAUCUUGAAGCUCGGGGUGCAUCUAAAGCUGCCAGGAUAUGGGACGAACAGAUUCUGGGGAGAAGCGCCAAUGGCUCCACAAGAAAGGAGCAUAUAGAGGAUGUGGAGAGAGCCAUAUUAGAUGGCGAUUGGGGGUCGAUUGAAAACCUGGUCGCUCGACCUGGAUUGUUAAGAAUCCAAACACAGAAAGCAUUCCUGUAUCUUGUUUACCGACAGCAGUUUCUUGAACAUGUUGAGAACCGUGAAUCACAAAAGGCCUUCAAUCUGCUUCAAAAACGGCUGAAAGCCCUGGAACACUAUCAACCAGUUCCAUACGACUUUUAUUCGCUAUCCUAUCUUACAUCAGCAUCGACUGUCCAUGACGCCCCUACUUUUCGAGACUGGGCGGGUGUUGGGCCUGAACGGGAUAGACUGGUAGGAGUUUGGAAGGAAUUGAUGGACGCGGAGCGUGGUGGAGGCGUGGACGAAAGGCGAUACAUACCGCCCGAUCGGCUGAAAACGCUUCUAAAGCAAGCGGCGGCUUGGCAGGUGGGGCGAGUAGGAAAGAAAAGGGACGAUAUCGUCAAGAUACCUACGCUAUUACAAGACUAUCGACCUUUAGAACUACCCAGCAAGCUGUUGCGUUUGGUAGAGGGGCACUUGGCGAAUGUUAAAUGUGUAGAACUGAUAGGCUCAACGGCUCAACAUGUAGUCAGUGGCUCAAGUGAUUGCACUCUUCGAGUAGUCUCGACUGAAGACGGCAGUCUCAGCCAUAUCCUUUCAGGUCACUCAUCCAGGGUGUGGAGUUGCGAUUCUUCUCCGUCAGGAGAGAUGAUUGCUAGUUCGUCUGGCGAUGGUACAAUCCGGCUGUGGUCUGCGUCCAAGGGUGACUGUCUGGGAGUUUUGGUAGGCGAUGGCGGAGAUGUGUAUAAUGUCAGGUGGAGACCUAAUCGAGAAGACCAGGUGGUAUCCGCAUCUUAUGAUCGAAUUUUGCGAUCAUGGGAUAUUGAGACUGGCAAACAAUUACGUACAUUCUCGGGUCACAGCCAGAGUACAUUGGCUAUCGCGUAUGAUUCCACGGGAAACACCAUUGCGUCUGGUUCCAAAGAUAAGCAUGUUCGACUUUGGGAUGCUGUGGGUGGGGUUUGCACCAACACGAUGACGGAUUGUCUGGGCGAGAUCUCUUCGGUAGAGUUCGACAAUGAAGGAAAGUACCUCUUAGUGGGAUGCAAGGACAAUUCCAACCGGCUGUGGGAUUUAAGAAUGCAACGCAGCGUGUACCGUUACACAGGACAUCAAAAUACUUCAAAGAACCUCGUGCGUUGCAGUUUCGCCUGUUCCACGUCCCUUGUGAUCAGUGGCUCGGAAGAUGGUUCGGUCUACAUAUGGGAUCGAGAAGGCAACUCGAACGACCGUCGAUCCAACAGUCUCGUCCCCUCAACGCGCGACAACGAACUCCUCGCUCCUGAGCGCAAAGGCUCCGGAGGUGAUCUCACAGAUUUCAAUAUUCAUCCUUCAUCUCCGGCUUAUUAUCCUCCACGAGAAGGUGUCCGCAACCGGAAUAGUUUUGCAAGACGUGGCGAAAUCACAGUGCGCCCAUCAAAGGUGCUAGUGGGGCACGGGGAAGGUGCAGUGUUCGAGGUUAGAUGGAAAGAAGGCAAGAUGGUCAGUGCAGGCGAAGAUGGGUCCGUAGGCGUCUGGGGCGCAGAGACAAAUUAAGAAAAAGAUUGACUACCGUACCGACUGGCCAGUCAUCGAACUAUGAAUUAUGAGCUCAUGCUGCACCUUGGAGAUUCUUAUUCACUGAUUCAAGCACACAUACGCUACCAGUCAGGAUAUACAGAAGGCAAAGCCGUAGCGUAUAAUGUGAUAUCAAUUUUCUCUGA
Molecule: messenger RNA, 2175 nt
Organism: Cryptococcus deneoformans JEC21
Lineage: Eukaryota; Fungi; Basidiomycota; Tremellomycetes; Tremellales; Cryptococcaceae
Product: WD-repeat protein, putative
Exons: 10
Coding region: 140-2008 (622 amino acids)
Biological process (GO): mRNA splicing, via spliceosome
Molecular function (GO): protein binding
Source: RefSeq, a predicted model, not a curated record